This is a messenger RNA of Euleptes europaea (tarantolino), 417 nucleotides long. It is a transcript of the gene RPS24, whose product is annotated as ribosomal protein S24. The record is from RefSeq and is a predicted model, not a curated record. Gene Ontology annotation, molecular function: structural constituent of ribosome. Gene Ontology annotation, biological process: translation. Lineage: Eukaryota; Metazoa; Chordata; Lepidosauria; Squamata; Sphaerodactylidae. The transcript is spliced from 4 exons. The coding region runs from base 40 to 396 and encodes 118 amino acids. Gene Ontology annotation, cellular component: ribosome.
CUGCAGAACGACACGGUGACCAUCCGGACGAGGAAGUUCAUGACGAACAGGCUGCUCCAGCGCAAGCAGAUGGUGAUUGAUGUCCUUCAUCCUGGAAAAGCCACCGUCCCCAAAACUGAGAUCCGUGAGAAGUUGGCCAAAAUGUACAAAACCACCCCCGACGUCAUUUUUGUCUUUGGCUUCAGGACUCAUUUUGGGGGUGGGAAAACUACCGGCUUUGGCAUGAUCUACGAUUCCCUCGACUACGCCAAGAAGAAUGAGCCAAAGCACAGACUGGCGAGGCAUGGCCUGUAUGAGAAGAAAAAGACUUCUAGAAAACAGCGCAAAGAGCGUAAGAACAGGAUGAAGAAAGUCAGGGGCACGGCCAAAGCGACUGUCGGGGCCGGCAAGAAGUGAGCCAGCCAGCAGAUUUCACAG